AUGGCAGCCAUCAAAUAUCCAUCCACCCCGGCCUCGAUCUCCCUCCGCCAUCACCAGACAAACAUGGAAGCAUCUCGAUCUGCUAAUGCUGGGAGACGCCAGAGCGAAGAAACUCUGGCCGACGUCCAAGCCAGUCUCGAACGUAUUGUCCGACUUUACAACUAUGGGAAGCCACUAUUCCCACGAAGACUCCUGAAAGACCUUCACGAGCAGAUCAGUAAAGGAUAUGAAAGAGUCAGUAUCCCAGACUGGGAUGAUCAACCACAUACAUAUAGCCUGAAAGUCCCUGAAAAUUGCACCAAAGAAUCCGACACUUAUGUUAUCAACUACAGCAGCAUCCAGCGCUUAACAUAUUUCAAUCCACAGUUACCCAAACUGCUCUUAGAGCCCCCAUGCCCGAUUUCCAUUGGUUACACACGCAGUCCAAGCCACCCUGGCAUCACUCUCAAAGAGAUUCAUGAUGCAUUCAAACAGAUCCGCCGGGGGUGGCAGGAUAGCGAGACGUGUUCAAACCUAGAGGGCUCCUUUGUGCAACCAAGGUUCUGGUCUAGCACAAUCACCAGAAUCGUUGCAUUUGGACUAGGGACCCUCGGUAAGGCGGAAUUCGGGAACGUGUCGGUUCGUUCUUAUGCACAGCACGCCGCUAUGCUAACCAUGGCGACUAUUUUGAAGGAGAAGCGCAUCAGUAAAGGACAGGAUGUACAGUGUUUUGCCCAGGACCCGUGGUACGAUGAGAAGGAUGUUGAUUUUCUGAGAGGUCUCGGUAUCACGGUGGUGAAUGACCCUGAGGGGUUUCUGAUGAUCGAUGAACACACGCUGGUAUUCUCUGUCUGUCCUAAUAUUCCGGUUAGGCAGAUUGUGGCGGAUGUGCAGUGGCCGGCGGCGAUAGUUUGGAAUAGUCCGCUUCCAGAGGGACAGAUGAAUGAGUGGAAGAGCAGGUUGGGAAAUGGGGAGGUGUUUUGGACAGGUCCGAUGAUGACGGAUCCUGAUUCGGAGAGGGUUUGUGAGAUGCUUCGGGAUUAUGAUGGUGCGCGACUGGUCGAUCAUGGUGAUUAUUUUGGCGAUUUGACGGUUUAUGCGAGAAGGGUGCGUUCUUAG
This is a messenger RNA of Aspergillus welwitschiae, 1098 nucleotides long. Its product is annotated as SRR1 family protein. The transcript is spliced from 3 exons. The record is from RefSeq and is a predicted model, not a curated record. Lineage: Eukaryota; Fungi; Ascomycota; Eurotiomycetes; Eurotiales; Aspergillaceae. Bases 1 to 1098 code for a protein of 365 amino acids.